This is a messenger RNA of Asparagus officinalis (garden asparagus), 1024 nucleotides long. RefSeq lists its product as uncharacterized. The record is from RefSeq and is a predicted model, not a curated record. Bases 297 to 638 code for a protein of 113 amino acids. NCBI's taxonomy places the organism in Eukaryota, Viridiplantae, Streptophyta, Magnoliopsida, Asparagales, Asparagaceae. The transcript has 2 exons.
UGAUGGGAACACAACUGUCAAAGUGGCAAUCAAACAGAGAAGGGUUCACAAAAUAUUAGCAAAUUAAGUUCCCAUUCUUCUAAGAACAGUCAUCUAAUUGAAGAAAGAAAAGAAGAAUAAAACAGAGCACGUGCAUGCAUAUUUAGCAAUAGCAGUAGCAGUGUAGUGGUUUACGUUACUGCUCCAGGAUGAUGUGAAGGCCUGAUGAAGGAUUUGCAUUUGAAGGACCUGAAAAUAAUUCGAGGAGGGGUUUUGGUGGUUCUGCUUCAGGUAACAUUAGGUUGAGCAGAAACAAAAUGGAUAAAGAGCCAGAUGUCAGCAGACACAGGACAAGCAAUAGAGUGGCAAUGUUCCAUGAUUGUGUAGUGGAGCGCAAGGAUCCAGACUUCGAUAGAUGCUAUGACAGAUACAUGAAAAUAUAUGAUCCUGGCUUUGGAUUUAGUGCAGGCUCAUACCCUGUGCAACCGCUAUUUUCACCUGCAGUGAACUAUAAUACAGAAUUUCACAACUUGGUGCAGGCCAUAGGCCUCAAAUUUGCAUUGAUUAGACUCACUGGUCUGUUCCUGAACAAAUACAUGGACAUGGGCUUGUACAAUCACCGCGUUCUCCAAUUGGCUAUGGUCCCCCAGACGCUAUGAUCACAUCAUUUAAUCCAACUCGUGCUGGCUCUCAUCCUGCGUCACCAAUAUAUAUGCAUCCAUCCCAAUACUCUCUCCCAUUGCGCCCUGGUAUUUCCUUUGUCCAUCCACAUGAACAUGUUCAUAUUUUUGCACGGGUAGGUGCAUAUGUUGUUGCUUGGUUUAAAUCUUAAACUAGCAAUGUCUAAUAGCUCCUCUAUUGAGGAGCAUCUCCGAUCUAAGCGAUGGAGACUUAGACAUGGAGGAGAUGGAGAUGGAGAUGGAGAUGGAGAUAAAGAUGAAGAAUUUGGAAGGGAAAUGGUGCUAUUUAUAGCCUUCUCCAAGUGAUAAUAUAGUGCUAAUUGUCAUAGUACUUUUUUGCUGAUGUUUGUUCCAAACAGUUAUAU